Zalophus californianus (California sea lion) is the source of this 1580-nucleotide messenger RNA. RefSeq names its product GATA binding protein 5 (gene GATA5). Gene Ontology annotation, cellular component: nucleus. Lineage: Eukaryota; Metazoa; Chordata; Mammalia; Carnivora; Otariidae. The record is from RefSeq and is a predicted model, not a curated record. The transcript is spliced from 7 exons. Gene Ontology annotation, biological process: cardiac muscle tissue development; cell fate commitment; positive regulation of transcription by RNA polymerase II. The coding region runs from base 236 to 1450 and encodes 404 amino acids. Gene Ontology annotation, molecular function: RNA polymerase II cis-regulatory region sequence-specific DNA binding; zinc ion binding; DNA-binding transcription factor activity, RNA polymerase II-specific.
CGGCACCGCGCGGCCCCGGGCUCCCAGUCUCCAGCCCGCUUGUCGCCGGCCCGCCGAGACCGCCGCGCCCUCCGCGGGACAGCCCCGGCCCGGCCUGGCGCCCGCUCGCAGCGCGGCGGGGCCCCUGCGCCCAGGCCCCGCGGGCGUGCGGCCGCUCCCUCUCGGCCCCUGCCGAGCCCACCCCGGGAAGCUCCGAGGCCCGGCAGUGGAGGAGGUCAAGGCCGCGCGGGGGAAGAUGUACCAGAGCCUGGCGCUGGCCCCGAGCCCCGGCCAGGCCGCCUACGCGGACUCCGGCGCGUUUCUGCACGCGCCAAGCGCCGGCUCCCCGGUGUUCGUGCCGCCCGCGCGCGUCCCCUCCAUGCUGCCCUACCUGCCGGCGUGUGAGCCGGGACCGCAGGCCCCGGGGCUGGCCGCGCACCCCGGCUGGGCGCAGGCGGCGGCAGCAGACUCCUCAGCCUUCGGCUCCGGCAGCCCGCACCCGCCGGCCGCUCAGCCGGCCGCACCCACCGCCUUCCCCUUCCCGCACAGCCCCGCAGGGCCCGGCGGCGGUGGCAGCGCAGGGACCCCGGACGGUGGCGCCUACCAGGGCGCGCUGCUGGCCCGCGAGCAGUACUCGGCCCCGCUCCGCCGGCCAGUGAGCGCGCCGUACCCCACCGCCUACCCGGCCUACGUGAGCAGCGAGGUGGCCCCGUCCUGGACAUCCGGACCCUUCGACGGCAGCGUCCUGCACGGCCUACAGAGCCACCCGGCUGGCUUCCCCGGGCGCAGAGCCACCUUCGUGUCGGACUUCUUGGAAGAGCUCCCCGGCGAGGGUCGCGAGUGUGUCAACUGUGGGGCCCUGUCCACACCCCUGUGGCGUCGCGACGGCACUGGCCACUACCUGUGCAAUGCUUGUGGCCUCUACCACAAGAUGAAUGGCGUCAACCGGCCACUCGUGCGCCCGCAGAAGCGCCUGUCCUCGUCCCGCCGUGCCGGUCUCUGCUGCACCAACUGCCACACGACCACCACCACGCUGUGGCGGCGCAACGCGGAGGGCGAGCCGGUGUGCAACGCCUGUGGGCUCUACAUGAAGCUGCACGGGGUGCCACGGCCCCUGGCAAUGAAGAAGGAAAGCAUCCAGACACGGAAACGGAAACCCAAGAACGUUGUGAAGACCAAGAGCUCCUCAGGAUGCUCAGGGAACAGCACAGCCUCGCCGCCCUCGGUCCCAGACCCUGAGAGCCCAGCGGCUACUUUGAAACCCAAACCAAGCCUGGCAUCCCCUUCAUGCCCCGGGUCCAGCGUCACCUCCCAGACCUCCGGCCAGGCGGAUGACCCCCUGGCCCCCAGCCACUUGGAGUUCAAAUUCGAGCCCGAGGACUUUGCCUUCCCCUCCGCAGCCCUGGGCCCCCAGGCUGGCCUCGGCAGGACCCUGCGCCAGGAGGCCUGGUGUGCACUGGCCUUGGCCUAGGUCCUUAGGCACCCACCAGACCCAUCUCGCUGCCUGUUCGGCUCCAGCACACAGCAGAGAGAGACCACCAGGCCCACCCACCAGAAGAGACGGGCCAGUGGGACUUCGAGGGACCUCGAGGCGCUGGGCG